Asparagus officinalis (garden asparagus) is the source of this 715-nucleotide messenger RNA. RefSeq names its product protein PLANT CADMIUM RESISTANCE 8-like. The record is from RefSeq and is a predicted model, not a curated record. Bases 1 to 390 code for a protein of 129 amino acids. Lineage: Eukaryota; Viridiplantae; Streptophyta; Magnoliopsida; Asparagales; Asparagaceae. The transcript has 4 exons.
AUGCGCCAGCUAACACCAAAGCCCAAGGCCGGGCAACAUGUGCUUACUGGGCUUCUUUUGAGUUAUUGCGAAUGCGGAUCCUCUUCGAUUGAGGGCCAAACCCGCUGCACGCUGGGGAGUUUUAUGUACAGUUUGAUGGUGCCAGCGUUACUCACUUGCUGGGUUCUGGGCUCAAAUUACAGGCAGAAGCUGAGGCUGAAGUACAACUUGGUCGAAGCUCCGUACGAGGAUUGGGCAGUUCAUCUCUUCUGCCCUUGUUGCGCUCUCUGCCAAGAGUACAGAGAGCUUGAGAGGAGAGGACUUGAUCCUUCUCUAGGUUGGAUGGGUCAUCUGGCUAAACAACAGUACGCGCAGACGACUCCUCCCACAAAUCAGUCCAUGACCAAAUGAAAAAUCUCUUCUAGAGGAACUUUCCACUGUUUUUGUUGUUGUCUCUCCAGCAUUCUAAUUAUUUCUCCUCUGAGCCUUGCAGGGUUGUGACAGAACAGAAGCCACAUCUUCAUUUUGUGGGUUUUUUUUUUAAAUUUAUUUCUGUAGUUUUCGCUCAAUUGUUUGGGAAUUGGAAGUUGUUUUUCAUCCAAAUAAAUGGCCGUGAGGCAUGAAUCUCUUUUGGUGGCAAAAGACAGACUAAUGUCUUGCUGAUGCAUCUAUUUAGCACUCGCAAGUCUAAACAAUAAGCAGCGCGACGCUUGACCAUCAUCUUCAAUGAACUAGU